GCGGACUGCGCGUGCCCGGAACGGGAGGGGGCGGGGCCGAAAGCUGAUCAGACACUAGAGGUGGGGUCCAAGCUUGGUCCCUAGAAAGCCGGCGGGAUCUGGAUAAGGAGCAUCAGGGAGUCGUCCCGCCCUGUGGAUCACCCUUUACUGCUAGCUUCGGAGGACGAAGUCCUCCUGUCCUACAAGGGACACCACUAUGUCAAUGAAGGGGUCUCGGAAUUAGGGUCCCUGGGUUCUGAUUCCCCCACUUGUACGGACGUCGCGUGAUUUAGGCUCCCUUUUACCUGUGCCUCGGUUUCCCCAUCUUUACGAUACUGGAGGGUUGGAACUCCCGAGGGCUAGUCUCCAAAUCUGUAACGGGGUGCAGAGGAGGGGGAGAGGGGGUACCUACACGUGACCUCCCCGCGCGGGGCCCCGCCUAUCCCAGAUCCAAGGGUUGCAAGCGCUCCGCGAGGAUGGGCGGGGGUGGGCGGAUCCUAAGAAACCCGACCCCGCAGCCCUUGGCUGUGGCUAAGGCGCCGCGCGCGGCUCGGCGGCCGCUAGCGCUGGCGACGGCACAGGAGAAGGAUGGGGACCGCAACCCGGGCUUCGCAGAGGACCAUCGUGGAGGCGAGGGCGGUGCAGAGACUCGGCGUGUGACUUGGAGUGUGGAGUGCAUCAGGAAAUGAUGGACGAGGGGAUGAGAGAUAGCUAACGGGGCUCUGUCUCUGCGUCCGGUCCGCGGAGGCGCACGUCGUGGGGCUGGAGAGGUUCUGUCUAUAGCGGCAGCGCCGAGCUUGUCUCGGGCCAUGAGAAGCGCGCGGACCGCCCGGCCCCAGGGUGCCCUCGUGGCCGGCCGCGUCCUGCCGCGCUGAGAGCUUGGGGGCGAAGAGGGGUGUGGGCGGCCGGGCUGCGCCCGAGCGCACCGCCAUGGCAAGGGAGGAGUGCAAGGCGCUGCUGGACGCUCUCAACAAGACGACCGCAUGCUACCACCACCUGGUGCUGACCGUCGGCGGCUCAGCAGACUCGCAGAACCUGCGUGAGGAGUUGCAGAAGACGCGCCAGAAGGCGCAGGAGCUGGCGGUGGCCAUCCGCGCCCGGCUGACGGCCGCGCUACGCGACCGGGGCCUGGGCGCCGAGGAGCGCGCGGAGUUCGAGCGCCUCUGGGUGGCUUUCUCCGGCUGCCUGGACCUGCUGGAAGCCGACAUGCGGCGUGCGCUGGCCCUGGGCACCGCGUUCCCGCUGCACGCGCCGCGGCGGCCGCUGGUGCGCACCGGCGUAGCGGGCGGCUCCGCGGGCGUAGCGGCGCGCGCCCUGAGCGCCCGCAGCCUGCGGCACGAGGCGGAGCGCGACUUCGACGUGAACGACCUGCGCGAGCUAGAGCGGGAGAUCCUUCAGGUGAGCGAGAUGGUCAACGACAUGGAGAUGAAGGUCAACGUGCCCCGCUGGACCGUGCAGGCCCGCCAAACGGCGGGCGCCGAGCUCCUGUCCAGCGUCGGCGCCUCUUCGGUGGGCGUCGUGUCUGUACAGGAGCGCACCGGGCCUUGCGACGUGAGCAAGGCCCUGGCCGCCACCGUUUUCAGCGCCGUGCUGCUGGCGGCCGUGGCCCUGGCCAUCUGCGUGGCGAAGCUGAGCUGACCGACAGAAGACUCUACCCGCCGCCGCUCCCUCCCGGAAGACAUCCUUCAGGAACGACCGCCACUGCCUGCACUCUGGAUGGGAGUGGGAUCUGGCAUGUUUAAGGGAAGGGGUUCUAAAGCCGUGUGUGUGUGUGUGUGUGUGUGUGUGUGUGUGUGUGUGUGUGUGUGUGUGUGAACACAUCUGCCUGGGCAGAACAUGGUUGCCUGGUGCUGGCCUGUGAGGAGUUAAUUUUGCGCGGGCGGCCAGGGCAUUACCGCUAAUGUAUGCAGCAGCUUUAUCCCCUAUUAAUAGAAAACCGUCCACAGUGACCCUAGAUUCCAAGUUAAUGGGUUACCGCUUGUGCAGCUGGGGCGCGUUUACAACGGAGUCUGAGUCGGAUUAUCCCACCUCUACCAGCGAUUCCCACUGUCCGAGCGGGGGGCAGUUUGAAAGGGGGGUGAGGUGAAAUGAGUGGGGGCGGGGUUGUUUUGCUCUGUGUGGGUGGUGACUUUGUUUCCUGGACAAAACUGUAAGAAGAUGUAAGCAGGUUUUAUUACCUUAAUCCUUUGGGGCCUAAGCUUAGGAGGGUGUGCAGAGACAUUCAUGCAAAGUGCUAUCUCUAUGGUGCACGAUUGAGCUUCUUGGCAGAGUUUAUCCAUUAGUUACCAAAAGCAGCGGGAAGAGGUUUGGGAUGCUGACCUCCCCCGCAAGUUAUGACCCUACUUAGGAAACCAGAGAAGGCAUGUCGAGCCUGCCCUCACAUGGUUGGAUCCAUUGCACACACUUGCCUAUUAAAAAGGGCUCUCCCCAGCCAGCCUGGAAGGGGCACGAGCUUUGGGAAGGGACACAUGGUGUUUAAAGACGCACUUUCUCCUUUGCUGGGGUUUAUUUUUUGUUCCAAAACUAGACCAGUGUUUGAUCCUCCUUUGGGGGAGGGCUGCAGAAUCCUCUUUGGAGCCCUUAAUCCUAUCUAUCCCUUGGAAUUUGCCUGCUAGCCAGUAGGAGAGCUGGCUCUGGAGGAAGCUGCAUAGCUCCCUGACCCUCACACUGACCCUGAGAGGGAAAACCUCACUGUCUCAUGUCAGUUUGAGCCAGUUAGCCCUGAGACUGGGUUAGAAUGCAAAAGCUUCGGCUCAGAAUUUCAGCAGCUUUUUAAAAACAAUAACCAUUUGAAAGAAAAACCAUAUAACAUUGUUCUGUCUUAUCAAAGCUGGGUUUUUUGGUAAAGGACAUUUGGCCACGAAUCCAUACGUGCCAAUGAGUCAAACAUAGUGGUCUUUACUUACAUGUUUAAGUUAGUAAAUCUACAUCUAUUAUUAAAAUAGACC
Neofelis nebulosa (Clouded leopard) is the source of this 2927-nucleotide messenger RNA. It is a transcript of the gene RGS9BP, whose product is annotated as regulator of G protein signaling 9 binding protein. The record is from RefSeq and is a predicted model, not a curated record. Gene Ontology annotation, cellular component: neuron projection; photoreceptor outer segment. The transcript has a single exon. Gene Ontology annotation, biological process: detection of light stimulus involved in visual perception; G protein-coupled receptor signaling pathway. NCBI's taxonomy places the organism in Eukaryota, Metazoa, Chordata, Mammalia, Carnivora, Felidae. Bases 910 to 1617 code for a protein of 235 amino acids.